AUGACUGCCAACCGCCAGACCCGCCUUGCAGGCGGGCGAAUCACCAAACCCUCGCCAUCGUCCUCGUCAUCCUCUCUGCCUUCCUCCAAGAAAACGUCAGCCCGAAGCCCUCAGGCCAAGAAGCCUCCACCAGCCGAUUAUGAAGAGGAUUAUUUUCAAGACCACCUCGAUGACCAGGGGCUCGUCUUAGCCCUCGCCACAGACCUUACACUUCGAGACGUGCCGCAGGCGAUGGCUCGCGCCCGAAGCACCAUGUUCGGCCCUGUCCCCGGCAUGGGCAGCAAGCGCAUGGCCAAGACGGUCAACUUCCACGCUGGCCUGCCUGGCUUCGUCAGUGCCGGUCACGUUCAUGCUGUUCUCGGUGGCAGUCCGACGUCCGUGGAACGUGAGGUCGCUACGCUCGAGGGCCGCGGCGUCUUGAGACGGUUGAGGGUUCGUGGGAGGGGCGAGGUUCUGAUUCGGCAAGAUGAGUACGAGGGGCUGGUCAGCCGCUGCUCCAAGCUGGACGAGGACACGAAGGGGCUGUAUCUCAGAUUCCUCAGAGAACACCCUCGCGCAGGCAUCAUGAGUGUAGGCACGUGCGAUGAGAAGCAAGGGGAUGCGUUGGUCAGAGCCGGCUUCCUCACAGGAGGCACGACAACAAGAGAUGAAAACGCUUCUCUUGGAGGUUUCUAUGGUCGACCAGAAGAUAAGACGUCUCUCGCGAGCAUCGCCGCCGCGUCACGCGCUGCCAGCGGCGGCAUCGAGGCAGUCGGCGGCGUCGGGGCGCUACAGAAUGCAGGCGGCAGCAGCGGAGCCUCGCGACUCGGCCGGGGAGGCGUCGGCCCAGAGCCCGAGUAUCGCAUUGCCGCGCCAGGUCACGGUAGCUAUCUCAAGCUGGUCUCCGCGGCGGUAGAGCAUCUCAUGUCACUUCUUAGUCGGUCCAAGUAUGGCGAAAUGCCAGAAUACCUGUUGCGAGAGCGUUGGGACGGCGGUAUCGCGAGCGACGAUGCCCGCAAGAUGAGGCGCGCCCGUGGUGAGUUCACUGGCGUGCUGCCGUGGCAGACGAAGAAGUGGCGCGAGUUCUACGGCCUCGAAUUCGGUUGGGUCCUUGCCGAGGCCAUGGGCACGGGACGUCUCGAGGUCUUCGAGACCGGAAGUGUCGGACGCGGAGUGCGCAAAUUGCGUGAUGACUAG
Messenger RNA from Verticillium alfalfae VaMs.102, 1176 nucleotides. RefSeq lists its product as hypothetical. The record is from RefSeq and is a predicted model, not a curated record. The transcript has a single exon. Gene Ontology annotation, molecular function: protein serine/threonine kinase activity. Lineage: Eukaryota; Fungi; Ascomycota; Sordariomycetes; Glomerellales; Plectosphaerellaceae. Gene Ontology annotation, biological process: positive regulation of Ras protein signal transduction; protein phosphorylation. Bases 1 to 1176 code for a protein of 391 amino acids.